Molecule: messenger RNA, 3675 nt
Organism: Siniperca chuatsi (mandarin fish)
Lineage: Eukaryota; Metazoa; Chordata; Actinopteri; Centrarchiformes; Sinipercidae
Product: regulator of G-protein signaling 9-binding protein
Exons: 1
Coding region: 776-1516 (246 amino acids)
Biological process (GO): G protein-coupled receptor signaling pathway; detection of light stimulus involved in visual perception
Cellular component (GO): photoreceptor outer segment; neuron projection
Source: RefSeq, a predicted model, not a curated record
AGGACAGAGCAGCCAAUGACAGGGUGCAUUUAAACCAGAUGCCUAUGUGACCAAACCAAUGGGAGCGCAGCUGCAUUGUUUCCCUGCCUGCACGGCUCUGUUUAGUGCGUACAUGUGACAGCAGAAGGCGCUUACUGGUAUUUAAACAUCAUCGAUUGUGUGCAGACGUGGUCGGCUCACCAAUGCAGGUAAACAAGCCAAAACACAAUGGCUCGUUUGGCUCCCUGUUAUGGACGCUCUGAAGCCCUUCUCUCUUUUUAACUCUCAGUGAAGAUCUCCAUUUUUCCCAGCCGCGCGUCAUCUUUGAACAUAAACGGACUUAUUUUAAGCUGCUGACGAGAAAAGGCACCUUGUUGUCUCCACAGUUAGGCGGAUGUUUUGACACCUGUAGCUGAAUCUGGAGCUCACAAAAACGGAGGUUGGUUUGUUUUACAUCUAUUCAGCAUCCGCCCUGCAGCAGAGGUGCUCCGGCGCUGUUUGAUCUCGAGUGGGGAAGCGCAAAGGUAGCCCUAAAGCCAUUUACAGAUGCAUUAAUUUCUAAGCCGCUCUCUCUGUCCCUGCUUGCAGACAGGAAGGAGCAUGGAUAGAGAGGAAUUUGCUCUGACAAGUGCGUUGAGGGGAUUUGUAGAGCUGGGGGUGUGCUCCUGUGGAAACUAAACUAAGGACAGUGGCAGUGGAAGCACCGUCACUAACAGCUCGCCAUUUCUUUUGGAGCUUCUUUUCAUUAUUAUUUCAUAUUUUUUGGCGAGGAGAUAUACCAUUCGCUUAAUCACUCAUGGGGAAAGAGGAGUGCAAAACAAUGCUGGACGCUUUGAACAAAGUGACCGCUUGCUACAGGCAUUUGGUCAUCGCCCUGGGAAGCACCUCGGACUCGCAGAACCUGCGAGAGGAGCUGAAGAGGACCCGCAAAAAGGCCCAGGAGCUGGCCGUGGCCAACAGGACUAAACUGACCUCUCUGCUCAAAGACAAGACCAUCAGCAAAGAGGACCGGGCCGAGUACGAGCGCCUAUGGGUGCUGUUCUCGAGCAGCAUGGAGCUCCUGGAGGUGGACAUGAAAAGGUCCCUGGAGAUAGGGCAGGAUUUCCCCCUCAAGGUGCCGACGAGACACCUCAUCCAGACGGGGAUGACCGGCAGCACCACUACCGUGGCGGCCCGGGCCAUGAGCGUGCAGAACAUGAAGUACGACGCGGACAGCAACAUCGACACGGCGGACCUCAGGGACCUGCAGUCCGAGAUCUCCCAGAUGAGCCAGAUGAUGGAGGAGAUGGAGAUGAAGGUGCAGGUGGCGCCGUGGGCCGUGGAGGCGAAGCAGGAGGCAGGCGCGGAGCUCAAGUCCAACAUGAGUGUAGGAAAUUCCUCCGUGGGUGUCAUCUCCAUCUGCGAAGAGGAGCCCAAAGAGGAAGAAGGAGGAGGCAACAGGGAUGCUGGCUUUGCGUCCAUCUGCGCCGUGCUUGUAUUCUUUGUCAUCGUUACGGUCGCUGUGGUUCUGGGAUAUUUGGUCAUCAAUAUGUCCUGAACUGUCUUAACCAACAGCCCACCCUGAUGGGACACCCCGCCUACGGGCGCGCCACCGUGGUUUUCAGAGCCAGCAACUCCACAAGAGAGAGAAAGAGCUUUUUUUUUUUUUUUUUUUUUCAAUUGUGGGCUUUGAAGAGCUGAAAAAUUUGCGGACACCCGAAGUUAUUAAUCUUUCUCGGACUUGUGAAUGUAUUCGGUGGAGUUGAGGAGUUGCACUAGAUAACAAAUGUAGAACAAUAUAGGCCAGUCUGUGUCAUUCGGAGAGAAUGGACGUCGGGCACAAUUUGAGGUUAAGUAUUUUGAGGGGCCAAGGGGUCGUGUAUUUUUGGAAGGGGGGUGGGGUGGGGUGGGGUCAUGAAAUUACGUGACAGUGUCUGGCCAUCAGGACGAUACAAACAACACGUAAUCCAAGUGGAUUAGUGGAAAAGCUCAAGCGUAAAUGUAGCCUACCGUUCAGUAUUCCCCUCGAUGUUCUGCUGAUUGAUGCUUUCAGUUUAUGAUUUCAAUCCAGAAAAAGUCCGAUGUGUUCCAGCAAGCAGGUAGCCAUCUAGUCAGAGAAGUAGGGUCAAGUUGUAUGGAAACUAAUAGAGCCAGUGUUACAGUUAAGAUCUCCACAUCACACAGGUCGGGUGUGAUCAAAUCUGCACUUGUUUCACACUCCUCUUAGCACAGUUUUAAUACUUUCGUAAAAUCUGUAUAGCAAGAUUGUAGUAGGCCUGCAUCUUACUUCAUUGCAUUAAAUCACAAUGUGCUUAAUGAGAGCCUUGGGACAUGAGAGACAGUCCAGUCUUUCAAUAAUGCACCCGUUCACUGUAAGCCUGUUCAUGUUCCUUUUCAGGGUUUUUCUUGCAAACAGUGUUGAAUGUAUACAUUACAACAUGUGAAUAGAGGGUUUGUAUAUACAGACUGCUCUGUCAGAUAAUGUACAUACAUAAGUAUAUUUAUUAUAAUAAAAUUUUGAAAUACACUUGCAAACGUGCUAGCUCCCAGGUAUUUUACAAGCAAUGCCAAUGCAGGUUUUGCACAAGGGCCAUGUAUGAAUUGAAUGUCACAUUUCUCUUGGUUGAGAUACAUACAUCAGAUGUACACAGAGGUAUUUUAAGCAGAGGAUUACUAUCUUAGACGUAACCACCUUAGGGGUUAAAAUAGUGUUUGUUUUAAAAUGGAAUGGAGACUAACACAGAUGCUUAAACCCCCUAAUGGUUUUAGUUGUAAGAGUCUUUGAAGUUAUUCCUGGAAUGGUGCAUAGGUGAACUCAAAGCUGAUGGCUGUCAGAGCCAAAGCCUCCACAUGGGUGGCUGUUAGUGAAGUGAGGGUUGGGAGGCGGGACAGUUGUCCUCGGCCAUGCAUUAACUGAGCGGGCUUUGAAAGAUUUCAUACAGAACAGUUUGGGGUCAACUCAGAAAUAGUUUCAAGUCGGAAAUCUUAAUCAGAUGCUAUCAAAGACCAAAGACUGUUCACACAACAUGAGCCUGACUGCAUUUGCCCUUUAACUUAGCAAACCUUGAAUGAUUUUAUGAAAUAAUUAACAAGAAUAUGAAAUUAUAUAAUCCUUCCUUUCUGUAUUAGGGUUUUAGAGAGGUUUAACCAAAAAGAUGCAGUUUCAGUGGGCAGAUCAUUUUGUCUCAGAUUCACUUUGUGUUUCACUUUAUUUCACUCCUACCUUCCUUUUCACCUAGUGGCCAUUUUGAGUACCUUUUGUAACCUUUUUCACAGUAAUCAGACAGUAAAGCUCACACAUACAUAUAACAUUAUAGGGAAAAAAUACUAAUAUUUAAAAUAUGCAGUCAAAAUAAUUGUAUAAUUAAAUAUCUCUGUGGGUCUAAAUACAUUUAAAAAAUCCAAUUUUAUAGUAAAAGAUAUAGUUUAUGGUAUAUUAUUGAAUUGAAUAUUGGCUAAAGUAAAAAGCAGAUAUAGAUAGAAAAGAUAUUGCAUAGAAAUCUUCUCAGGUAAAAACGUGAAAGUGAGAUUUAAAGGAUAUAUAGGCAGUGCAUCAAAAGGGUGGAAAGUGCUACUAACAACAACUAUUGAAGAGAAGUGUUUAGUUAUCAAUGCUGAGAUGUUACUGUGAGGAUUCGGUGUCUCUCUGUUAUUGGUGGUGCUGUCAGGAUGAAUAAAUCCAUGUCUUUUAUCAUCUACAGUUGCUGGAAAACAUCA